AUGACGAUCCCCGGGAUCAGGAGCGGACCGGUCACCUCUGCUAAGGCGCGGGAACCUGUCAAUCCUACUGAGGCGUGGGAACCUGUCGAUCCUACUGAGGCGUGGGAACCUGUCGAUCCUACUGAGGCGUGGGAACCUGUCGAUCCUACUGAGGCGUGGGAACCUGUCGAUCCUACUGAGGCGUGGGAACCUGUCGAUCCUACUGAGGCGUGGGAACCUGUCGAUCCUACUGAGGCGUGGGAACCUGUGGAUCCUACUGAGGCGUGGGAACCUGUCGAUCCUACUGAGGCGUGGGAACCUGUCGAUCCUACUGAGGCGUGGGAGCCUGUCGAUCCUACUGAGGCGUGGGAACCUGUCGAUCCUACUGAGGCGUGGGAGCCUGUCGAUCCUACUGAGGCGUGGGAACCUGUCGAUCCUACUGAGGCGUGGGAGCCUGUGGAUCCUACUGAGGCGUGGGAACCUGUCGAUCCUACUGAGGCGUGGGAACCUGUCGAUCCUACUGAGGUGUGGGAGCCUGUCGAUCCUAUUGAGGCGUGGGAACCUGUCGAUCCUACUGAGGCGUGGGAACCUGUCGAUCCUACUGAGGCGUGGGAACCUGUCGAUCCUACUGAGGCGUGGGAGCCUGUCGAUCCUACUGAGGCGUGGGAACCUGUCGAUCCUACUGAGGCGUGGGAGCCUGUCGAUCCUACUGAGGCGUGGGAACCUGUCGAUCCUACUGAGGCGUGGGAGCCUGUUGAUCCUACUGAGGCGUGGGAACCUGUCCCUAUACACUGCACUACCUUAGACCAGGGUAGAGAUCGGCUUUCCCAUGACACCCUAUUCCCUAUGUGA
This is a messenger RNA of Oncorhynchus keta (chum salmon), 831 nucleotides long. RefSeq lists its product as uncharacterized. The record is from RefSeq and is a predicted model, not a curated record. The coding region runs from base 1 to 831 and encodes 276 amino acids. Lineage: Eukaryota; Metazoa; Chordata; Actinopteri; Salmoniformes; Salmonidae. The transcript has a single exon.